Messenger RNA from Brassica rapa (field mustard), 2348 nucleotides. RefSeq names its product cytochrome P450 705A1. The record is from RefSeq and is a predicted model, not a curated record. Gene Ontology annotation, molecular function: iron ion binding; oxidoreductase activity, acting on paired donors, with incorporation or reduction of molecular oxygen, NAD(P)H as one donor, and incorporation of one atom of oxygen; heme binding. Lineage: Eukaryota; Viridiplantae; Streptophyta; Magnoliopsida; Brassicales; Brassicaceae. Gene Ontology annotation, cellular component: membrane.
AAAAAAAAAAAAAAAAUUGAUGGCAUUUUCGUAAAUUAUAUGAACUUGUGGGGUGAAUAGGGCAAAACCAAUUUUCAAAAAAAAAGGAGGUUAGUUUUGUGUUUGACUUUAAGUUGUAGGUCAAUUUUGCAAAAACCCCUUAAAAAAUGCGGUGGGUGCGGUCACAGGUGCGGUUUCGGGAAACGUUGUUGCGGUAGCGUUUGCACGUUCUUUUCAACCGGUUAUUUCAUUUUUUAUCCCCGGUUUUGUGAAACCAUCUAGAAACAAGGCAGAUAUAUUAUUAGAUGCUUCUACAAUGAUCAUAGGUAACAUAACAAAACAAGUUGGGUUAUGUGUAUCUUCUCUGCUCAACCUAAGUUAGAGAAUCAGAUUCCAAAAGCUUAAUAUAAAAUUUUAUCAUAAAUCUCUAUUGUCCUGACCAUAAACAUAUCUUAAAACAUUGUUGCUCUUUCCUCCUAUGUCGGAAAAGAGGCUAUGUUGUGCUGUUAUGCGGAUAAACUUGGAUUGCAAUGCAUGUUGUAGAAAAGUAAGAAGGCAUCUCAUCAAUAUGAAAGAAGUUGAGACACACGUGAUCGAGAAAAAGGAACGCAAGAUAAUUGUGUGUGGACAAUUUAGACCAUCGGACAUUGCAGUAAAACUGCAGAAGAAAAUGAAACGGAGGGUUGAGAUUCUUGAGAUUGAACAUCUCUCUGGCGACCACGGCGGAGGAGAAGAAGAGCACUACCAUGAACCACCGUAUGAACCGCAGUAUGAAUAUCCCGUACAACCUGAUCAGAAACCGAAGAAUGUCUUUGACCUACCUCCGAGCCCUCCUUCUCUUCCUAUCAUCGGUCACCUUCACCUUCUCUUCUCUACUUCACUCCACAAGUCUUUUCAAAGAGUCUCAUCCAAGUACGGACCUCUGCUCCAUCUCCGCAUCUUCAAUGUCCGCAUCCUUCUCGUCUCCUCUGCCUCGGUUGCCUACGAGAUCUUCAAAGACCACGACAUGAGCAUCUCCUCCCAUGGCCCAAUUGGCAUCGAUGAGUGCAUUGUGUUUGGUUCUUCUGGCUUCAUCAAAGCUCCCUAUGGAGAUUACUGGAAGUUCGUAAAGAAAAUUAUCACUACUAAAAUGCUUGGACCCCAGGCGCUGGAGCGGUCACGAGGCCUUCGUGAAGUUGAGGUAGAGAGGUUCUACAGAGAUCUGCUUGAUAAGGCAGUGAAGAAAGAGAGCGUUGAGAUAGGUGAGGAAGCGUUGAGACUUGUUAACGUUAUCCUCGGAAAGAUGAGUUUGGGAAUGAGUUUCUCAGAGGAGGAGAGAGUCUCUGAGUUUAGUGUCGAGAUCGCUGCCUUGACACAGAAGAUAUUUUUGCAACAAGUACUGCGUAAGCCGCUUGAGAAGCUCAGGAUCUCACCACCAUUUAAAAAGGAGGUGAUGAAUGUUUCAUACAGGUUCGGGGAGCUACUGGAAAAGAUCAUUGUGAGAUACGAAGAGGAAAAGGACGAGCAUGAAGGUAGUGAAAUUAUGGACGCAUUGUUGGCAGCUUGUGGAGACGAGGAUGCAGAGUAUAAGAUCAACAGGAGCCAUAUCAAGGCGUUAUUAGCGGAGCUUUUCUUUGGAGCUGGUGACACCUCUUCAAAAUCAACACAAUGGGCAAUGGCUGAAAUCCUCAACAACCAUAAAAUAUUUGAGAGACUGAGAGAAGAAAUAGACUCCGUUGUAGGGAAAACAAGGUUGAUCCAAGAAACUGAUCUACCAAAACUCCCUUAUUUGCAAGCGGUCAUCAAGGAAUCUCUGAGAUUACACCCACCGGGUGUUCUCUUGCCAAGAGAGUUUGAACAAGGGUGUAAGAUCGGAGGGUUCUACAUACCUAAGGGCACGUCACUUGUUAUUAAUGCUUAUGCUGUGAUGAGAGACAUUGAUUCUUGGACGGAUCCUGAUGAGUUUAAGCCAGAGAGGUUUCUAGGGGAAGAGGAUGCGAGAAGAGAGCAUGUACUGAACUUUCUUCCUUUUGGUGCUGGAAGGAGAGCAUGUCCUGGAUCAAAUGUGGCCUAUAUUUUAGGAGGGAUCACUAUUGGAGUUAUGGUGCAAUGCUUUGACUGGAAAGUUGAAGGAGUUAAGGUUAACAUGGAAGAGGCUACUGGAAGAGCUUUCUUGGCUUUGGCUCAUCCCCUUAACUGCACUCCUCUUCCUCGAAUCUUGAAUAUUUUACCUUCAAAUUUGUAGAUUCUUGGUUUAUGAAUUCGAGUUUUUCCCUCUCUUUCUUUUUUUUUUAAAUGAAUAAUGGUUCGGAAGAUAUUUAUUACUUAAAAUAUUUGUUAUCAGCAACGUAUCACAUGUAUACAUGUUUUGAAUCCGAAUGACAUAUAAA